GAACACCCCUGCUUAUGGCAUCGAUACUUUUACUCGCGAUUCUAGCUGUCGGCAAAUGGGAGUUGUGACGUUAUCUUUUAAUAAAGCCGCACUCUAUAAAUAAAACGCAUUUUAAAAAAAACUCGAUCUGAUAACAAACGCAGCAGAACAGGCAACUGCCACAACAGCAGCCACAUCAGCAAAACACGCAGCGGAGACAGCCGGCGUGUCAUUCGAAAGCAUAUUUAAAGACAGCCAGACGCCGAAGCUGGGGCCGGUUAACCAACAAGAAGCACAAAUUGAUUGACUGCUGGCCACUUCGUGCGAAAAAUGGGCGCCUUGCGUUACAUGGGCUGGAUAACCGGCUGCUCGGUGUUCACCGCAUUCAUUUCGAUCAUCUGGCAGGCAUUUUUAUCGCUCCAGGCACUCAAUAAGACCACCGUACUCUUGACUGGCCUCCUGGCGCUUGAGGGCGGUCUUAAGAGGUCCGCGUUUGAGCCGGCACCCAAAGUGGCUGUUGGCUAUGGCGCCUGCACAGAUCUACAAGUAAAUGCUACAGAGUUUCUGGAGAAGUUUUACAAAAUGCGCGUGCCCCAUGUGCGCUCCGAUUUUGCGGCAACCGAUGUGAACAACGAAAACGAGCUGCUGCAAUCGUUUGCCUAUUACUUUAAGAACGGCGCCGCAGCCGAACGUGCUAUAGCCAAUGGCACGCUCUUCAAGCAGCUGAUAAGCAAUGCCAAAGAAAUGGACAAGGAGCGCAUCCAUUGGUAUAUGGGUGGCAAUGCGCCGUUGAUGGCAGUGCGCUUCGUCAUGGAGGGAGCGGAUGUGCUGUUGGGUGCGCACAUGUCCAAAAAAUUACGCCCUUUGCUGCCAAAGGAAAUACGUCUGGCAGGCGAUGAAAUACCUGAUGAUGACAUACAUCUUAUACUCGAAUACAAGGCUGGCGAUAAAUGGGGGCCAUAUGAGGCGCCACGCGCCAAUCGUUACAUACUGCACAACGACAAGAAUAACCCGCAUUUAAGAUCGGUGGAGCAGCUGACGGACGCAUUAAAGCAUUAUAACCCACAGCUGCUGGUAGUCAGCGGUCUGCAAAUGAUGGACAUGUUCAAGUUUAGUCCUGGAGUGCGUGAGGCACGCUUGCGGCAGGUGCAAAUUCAGCUGACCAGUCAGCCCCAGGACACGCUUCAACAUUUUGAGUUCGCAAGCUAUGUAGAGUUGCAGCUACUGCAGCAACUCCGACAGUUUGUGCUGCCCUAUGUGGACUCUCUGGGCAUGAACGAACAAGAGCUGUCAAAUCUACGCCAGGUGCUGGAGAACGGACGCACCACGCUAGCCACCGACUGGAAUCCACGCGUAGCUCAUACACUGGAUCAAAUGCGACAAGUUUUUAUCAGUCUACAGGAGGAUUACUCUGCACAGCGCCAGUCGGACACGCGACGUCGCAUGGUCUCUAGAAUACACGUACACACCUUGGCCUAUCAGGCCAUUCUGACCAUAGCCAAUUCGAAGUGGAAGAAUACUCGGGCUGCGGCUGCCAAGGCGGCAUUGACAGCUCAUCGCUAUGUCUGCAAAACACAGUUUGUUAAUCCAGAAUCGGUGAUGCUUGUGUUGGACGACAGCUUCGCAACAUCCGCCCAGGAGCAGGCACCACGUAUGCGCGUUGGCGCAGCCAAUCCUGUGCCCUGCUGGAACGAAUUUAUACAAUAUGGCGAAGAGCUGCAAAGAAUCGAAGUACAAAUUUGUGUAGCGCCCGUGCUAGUAUGUCGGGUGGCUAAAAAGACAGCGGGCGCUGGAGAUAAUAUAUCUGCAUCAGGACUGGUGGCUCAACUGUGAGUCGGAAAGCCUUAAGCAAUAACGAUGACAACGAUCAUGUUUGGGACCGGCAAGACUGCUUAGUAUUUACACGAAUGAAAUGCAAAAGACUCAAUUAGUAACCCUCAAAUUGAAUACCCAGACACCUCCAUCCACUUUCAAGAUACAUUCCCUGUUGAAUACUGUUUAUAUACAGCAUGUUUAGCACCUUAGUGACCUUAGAAACGCGUUACCUUCAGUAUAUGGAUUACGAACGCCGACAAAUCCUUAAGAAUUGUUGCAGUUGCGCACGUACUUCAUACAGAACGGAACAACGAUAGAGUUGGCUCAAGGCCUUAGUACUACAUAUCUAGAAGAGUUUGCAGAUAACGAAACAAACAAUUGAAAUUCAGAAGAAACACUCAAUGUUACAAUAUCUUAGUUGAUUUCUACAUCGAAUCUCUGGUAUUUACUCACUCACUCUUAAUUAUUUAAUGUGUUCAAAAUUAUUCCUGAGAUGCAUUAAAAUGCAAUCUAGUCUAA
This is a messenger RNA of Drosophila virilis, 2313 nucleotides long. Its product is annotated as ADP-dependent glucokinase. Lineage: Eukaryota; Metazoa; Arthropoda; Insecta; Diptera; Drosophilidae. Gene Ontology annotation, biological process: glucose metabolic process. The record is from RefSeq and is a predicted model, not a curated record. Gene Ontology annotation, molecular function: ADP-specific glucokinase activity. Gene Ontology annotation, cellular component: endoplasmic reticulum.